Copidosoma floridanum is the source of this 3215-nucleotide messenger RNA. RefSeq names its product protein abrupt. Gene Ontology annotation, biological process: regulation of transcription by RNA polymerase II. The record is from RefSeq and is a predicted model, not a curated record. Lineage: Eukaryota; Metazoa; Arthropoda; Insecta; Hymenoptera; Encyrtidae. Gene Ontology annotation, cellular component: nucleus. Gene Ontology annotation, molecular function: protein binding.
GCAAGAAGGCGCGCGCGAGAGAGAGAGGGCGCACGGAGAGGGAAAGGUGCGUCUGCUAAAACUCCGAUUCGUGAGCAGUAAAGGCAGAUCGCGAGUCGACGAGUGCGCAUUGAGGAAAGAGAGGGCACCCAAUGGUGUAAUAAAAUAUUUUGCGAGAGAGCCCGUUACAAUAUAUAAGCCGGCCUGUGUACCUACUUGUUCUUCAAGUAUACCAAACUCUGUAUUUUUAUCAUCACAAACGGGGGAGAGGGGCACGAGAAUUGACUCAUCAUCAUCCCCGGCUCUAAUGGAGACAGACAGUGAAAUUCGCAAUACAUAUAGGUACCCACGCCUGCAUCUCGCAUGAACAAGUACACCGCGUCUAUAGUCUCGACAACUGAACGCGGCUUUUUUCCUCUCUCUACCAAUUAACGUAGCCGAGAUUCGCAGAGCUGCAUUUAAGUGUGUAUUGUUGUAUUGUUAUUGAAAAAAAGAAAAAAGUGCAGCCCUGACUCUGUUGACGGAUGCAUCGUCCCGACGAUGUCGUUACACAAGUGCAAGAACAAGUGCUAAUAUUAAUUUAAAAAUCGUAUACCCCCACUCGCGAUCAUCCAGUGUUCGGUCGUCGACUGAGUGACAGGCGGAAACAGUGCACUAAAUCGCUGUACAUAUAAUACAUAUAUAUAUACAGUACUUGGCUUCGAAAUUCGCACACUUGUACUCGCGCAAGCACAGACACGACAGCUCCGAGUACUCCAAUUUCUUCCUGAAGCGGAGCGAAAGAGCAGAGAGUACUCCAGGCAGCAGCCACAGAGGAGGAAGAAGGAAAAAAGGUCGUAGCAAGGGGAGAGAAGGAAGGUAUCGUUGCCGGUGUGUUGGUGGACCCGGGCGGUGGGUCGCCGAGAUAGCACGAUAGCACCGCUGGUGCCCUCGGCCGCGGGUCCCGGGGGGACGGGCGCCAUGGCGGCCUCAUCGUCCUCGUCGAGCGGCGAGCAGCAGUACUCCCUACGCUGGAACGACUACCAUUCCAGCAUCGUCAACAGCUUUCGGCACUUGCGCGACGAGGAGGACUUUGUUGAUGUGACGCUCGCCUGCGACAACAGCAGCUUCACCGCCCACAAGGUCGUCCUGUCCGCGUGCAGUCCCUACUUCCGCAAACUACUCAAGGCGAACCCAUGCCAGCACCCAAUCGUCAUACUGAGGGACGUGUCGAGUUCGGACAUGGAGUCGUUGUUGCGCUUCAUGUAUCACGGCGAGGUGCACGUGGGCCAGGAACAGCUGACCGCCUUCAUCAAGACGGCCCAGAUGCUCCAGGUGCGCGGACUCGCGGAUGUGCCCGCCAUCACCUCGAAAGUACAGACGGCCACCUCGUCCACGCCUCAUAACGCCAGUGCGCCUACGACGCCGCGGAAUCUCUGGCAGGACAGCAUGAGGAGCGACCUCAACGACAGCGGACUGAGCCCACCGCCCGAAAAGCGGCCCAGGAGUUACUCCCCCUCGCUCGUCAACCACAUCGAGGCCAAGUCCGACAUCCACGAAUCCCUGCUCAGCCAGGCACUCGAGGGCGGACCCACGAUACACACGACAGCCUCCGCGAAUAAUAACCAGGCUCAGUCGGUGGGGGAGGACUCGAACUCGAUAUCGGACAACGAGGAGGAGACAUUGAACAACGACAGCAUGUUGAACUCCGUGAAGACGGAGCCGAGCGAGCUGCUCAACGACUCGCUGGAACACCACCGCAACUCGUUCCCGGCGGCGCUACUCAGCCUCCAAGGCCUGAUGCCGGGGCCCUCGGGGAUCCACGCGGCGGCCAACGCGGACCCAAACUACGGCCGGCGCAACAACCUGGACAUAAUGCGGGUGCGAGCGACGGAUCCGCGGCCGUGCCCCAAGUGCAAAAAGAUCUACAGGUCGGCGCACACGUUGCGCACCCACCUCGAGGACAAGCACACGAUCUGCCCGGGCUACCGGUGCGUCCUCUGCGGGACGGUGGCCAAGUCGCGCAACUCCCUGCACUCGCACAUGUCGCGCCAGCACCGGGGCAUCAGCACCAAGGACCUACCGGUCCUGCCUAUGCCGAGUCCCUUCAACCCCGAGCUCGCCUCCCAGCUGCUCGCCAAAGCCGGGGUCAACGUCAGCCCGGCCGAGCUCCGCGCCCGGGCCAGCCCCACGGGCCCGCGCAGGGGUGACAUGCGCCUCGAGAUGACCCGCCAAUCCGGCGGCGCUCCCUCCGAGGCCGGCAGCUCGCUGUGCGGUGGCGACGAUCCCGAGGACCUCACGCUGCCCCUCAGUCUCAGGUAUGGUUCGAUGACGCCCAACAACAACACGGUCAUAACGAAGGUGAUGUCGAGCGGGGGUGGCCACGGGCAGAGCAACAACAACGGCAAGUCGGCGACUCCGGGGGGCCCGGUGGCGGCAAAGUCCCUCGACUCGCUUCAGGUAGCCCGAGAGCCCCAGACGGCCCCUUACCACCAGCACCAGCAACUCCAGCACCAACACCGGCAACAGCAGCUCCAACUGCACCAGCAGCAGCAGCAGCAGCAGCAGCAGCAGCAGCCCCACGCUUUUGGCACGGAGUCGGCGGUGGUGAGCGCCUUUCUCCAGCUGAUCGCUGAUAAUUCGGCCGCUAUGUCGGGGCUCACGCCCGACCAGGCGGCCAUUUACGCGGCCAAGAUGGCACAGAUGGGCUCGGUCGACAAGCUGGGCAGGGCCCUGCCCGACGACUACCCGAUCAUCGGGAGGGACGAGGGCCGGAACAACAACGCGGACCACGACCACGACGGUAACUCGUCGGCGGGCGAGGAGGACGACUUUAGCGAGAACGAAGAGCCCGAGGUCGUCAGGGCCGAGUAGUGCUACUAACAGUACAACCACACACACACACACACAGCGAGACUCUCUGGCUCACUCUCUAAAUUACUUAUUAACUAUUACUCAUUAAUUUUUAUUUUUUAUCAUUAUUCAUAUUAUAUUGUCAUCAUCAUUAUUAUGAUUAUUAUUAUUAUUAUUAUUGCGGUUGAUAACUCUUACUGAUGAUACGGAUAGUGUAUACUGUAGUCUUUUAUUUUCAUGUAUAUCGAGCGUUGAGGAAGAGAUUGAGCAGAGCUGCUUGCCCGACAAGAGUGUGUGUACACGCAGAGCUUCCGUCUCGGGCCGACCAAAAUAUUGUACGCAAACAUAUACACCGCGACAAGAUCUCUUUGUAGUUUUUUUUUUUUUUUUUUUUUUUUUUUUUU